This is a messenger RNA of Rotaria sp. Silwood2, 1143 nucleotides long. NCBI's taxonomy places the organism in Eukaryota, Metazoa, Rotifera, Eurotatoria, Philodinida, Philodinidae. The record is from the annotation of a GenBank genome assembly.
AUGAGAGACAGCAAACAUAGAUCGAUUGCCGAUGCGUUAGUAAUGUUUUGGAUAAAACUUAAAUCUAAUUUAUCUUAUAGUCAAAUCGGAACACUCUUCAAUUACGACUUAUCUAGUGAAGAUCGACGUAAACGUGUUUCAAAAGCUUGUGAUGGAAUUCAACAUGCACUUUUAACUCAUUUUGUUCCUCGAUUUCUUGGUCUGGGUCACCUAAAUCGUUCAACACUGCUUUCUCAUCACACAUCUUAUUCAAAAAUUUUCUUUGGUGGAGGCGCCUGCCUGAUAUGGGAUGGCACUUAUUUAUAUAUCAACAAGAGUAGCGAUCAUCUGCUACAAAAACAAACUUACUCGGGACAGAAAAAACGUCACUUGGUGAAGAUGAUGUCAAUUACACUUCCUGACGGAUAUGUUCUAGAUACAAUUGGACCAUACGCAGGAACAAAAAAUGAUGCUACGAUCGCUCAUCACAUUACCAAAGUGAAUGAGCAAUUGCAACAGUGGUGUGAGCCCGAGGAUGUGGCAAUCGUGGAUCGAGGUUUCGAUCGCGUUCGGGAAGUUUUUGAAGAUAUGGGACUGGAGAUUGGUCCACAUGUUAAAAUUGUCACAGCUGCACUCAACUGUUUUCGACCACCAAUUUUUCAAUCAAGUGAUCCAAAAAAAGAAGAAAAAUUGGCUCGCAUUAUUAAAGCACGUGCUAAAGCUAACAAUCAACUACAAACAACCGUCGAAAAAAAACCACUGAAUUCUCGAUGUAAAUGGGAACAAAUCGAUGAAACUCAAAUUGAUUUUCCACGAAUGUCAGAAGACCAGUUGCGGGAGCUCUGCUUCGGUGUCUACCAGAUAAAGCAAGCACGAACGUAUGCUGAAGCUCAUCUUAAUAAAAACGAUGGAGAUUAUCAACUGGAAGUUACGAAGAAUAGCGAUACUAUCAUCCGCUGUAAAAUAGAUAGUCGUCAUUCAGGUGCGACACAAUACUAUUGUUGGAUUGAGUACACAAUGGACGAUAUAUAUCCAAGUGACUCAGAUUCAGAUGAUGAUGACGAUCUUUUAGCUGCAAAAUUUUACGAAAAACAACCAAUUAAAGCUUGGUACUAUCAGUGCACUUCAGGAGCACGAACAUGGCCAUCAGUAACACGGCAGUAG